AUCACACACUGAGACCCCUCAGCUCCUCACAUCCACCCUCUGACCCCGCCCCCUCGGGGAGCACCUUUAGGUGAUUAUCGCGAUAAUUAUUCCAACUUAUCGCCUGAGUGUCUGCCCACCGGAAAUCCCCUCUGUGAUCGACAGGCCGCCGCCCUGCUGACCCCGCGCGCUUCAUUUGUAUUUCGUUGUCUGCGGCUCGCGCGCUUUAGUUCCCGUGCAGGCCUGUUUAUUCUUUAACACGUGUGUGUGUGUGUGUGUGUGUGUGUGAGAGAGAGACGGGGGCGUCCUUACAGCCACAAAGUAAACGAAGCAUGAUUAAUUAAUGUAUUAAUUGCCGAGAAAGUGAAUGAGGUUCAGGCGGAGGAAUUCCUGCGCAUCUCACCAUGUGCCAUCAAUUAAUAAUCGGAGCUGUACAACUCCGUGUGUGCGUGUGCGUGUGUGUGUGUGUGUGACUGGGCAGGUUCAUGAUCAAACCCCUGUAACUGUUGCAUUGUUAAUCCGGGCGGAGCAGGAGGGAUUUCAGGAUCGAACCGAUUAAUCAGUUGAAGUUGUAUCAUCCAAUCGACUGGUUGCUUCUCUGUCUUUGUCCAGUUCUAUUUGUUGUUUACACUCAUCACAGCAUGCACUGUGUGUUGUGAAGAUGUAAACAUGUUCCUCUCAGCUCUGAAUAAGCAGCAAGAAGAAAAACUAUGAAAAACUAUGUAAAAAAAAAAAAAAAAACGUGUGAACAUCUCACCGCUGUAAUAAUCCGUCUGUGCUGCUGCAUUUUAAAGGAUCUCUGCAACACUCUAAAAAAGAUGUGUAGCUAUUUCAGCGUGUGAUCCUGUCAGGGGAUCCAGGACCAGAAAGGAAAGCCUCAAAUAUCCAUUUAAAUACAGCUUUAAAUAAUUCAUCUGCUUUGAGCGUUUGAGGCCAAAAUCAAUCACCUCCCUGUGAGACUCGCUGACAUUUCCAUGUGAUGAUUUUCAUGUCAGAAAAUAUCAAAUGAUUCACUGUUUACUGCACAUAUUUAGGGGAUAAUUAAGCAUCGUUUAGAUAAUGACAGGACACUGAAUCCUUUUCUCAGGGCCUCACAGCUGCAGGUUUUUAGAUGAUUUUAACCGCAGCUUCAGCUCUCUGCUCUCAGGACUCCUCACAGUGUGGAGUUCAUUUCUUCCUGCAGGUGCUGGAUUUUCAGAUAUUUUCAACAGAUAUUUUUUUAACAGUGCAGUCGGACAGCAUCCCUCCUCGUUGCUCCUUUACAGUGAGCCAGGCACGCUUAGGGGCGUGGCUACAGACUUCUGUCUCCACGCGAUUGGCGGAGGUGUCCAGAUGGAGGGAGUGAGGAUCCACCAAUGAGGAGGAGCCUGCGCGGCAGUGGUCCGAUAUAGGCGCUGGAGGCGAGGAGCAUCUUCAUUAUAGAAGUCAUUUACAGGAGUGAAGGAGACAGGAGAUCCGCGGGAGCGCAGGAGUUACCUCUGCUCUUUUUUUUCCUGUUUUCGAACCGAGUCUGCACCCGCCGCCGCCACCGAUUCACGACCGAGUGUUUUUUUUUUCAUCCAGUCUGUCUGCGUGUGGCAGAGUUUCCUUUCCUCUCCGAGGCGUUUCUUUCUAGAAAACCACCAAAACGGAGCCGAACGAGGAAGACGGACAACGACCCUCCCUCACUUCUGCAAUCAUGAUGUCGAUGAACAGCAAGCAGCCUUUCAGUAUGCACCCCAUCCUCCACGAACCCAAAUACACUCCUCUGCACUCCAGCUCGGAGGCCAUCCGCAGGGCCUGUCUGCCCACACCGUCGCUUCAGGGCAACAUCUUCGCCGGCUUCGAUGAGACGCUGCUGCAGAGGGCCGAGGCUCUGGCCGCUGUGGACAUUGUGGCCCAGAAGAGCCACCCGUUCAAGCCAGACGCGACCUACCACACCAUGACCACCAUGACCAGUAUGACCUGCACCCCGACCUCCUCCUCCGCGCACCUGCACCACCCGUCGGUGCUCACCUCCCAUCACCACCACCCGGCGCACCACCAGCCGGCGCAGGGUCUGGAGGGCGACCUGCUGGACCACCUCACACCGGGCAUCUCCCUGGGAGGCAUGCCCGGCUCGGACGUCUGCUCCACGGCCUCGCACACCGCCCACGCCCACAUGUCCGCCAUCAACCACAUGCAGCACCACCACCACCCACAGUCCAUGAACAUGCACCCACACGGGCUGGGCUCCCACAGCUCCCUAGGGACCUCCGGCGGAGACGCGGAGCCCGAUCCCCGGGAGCUGGAGUCGUUCGCCGAGCGGUUCAAACAAAGGCGGAUCAAACUCGGAGUGACCCAGGCGGACGUGGGCGCGGCCCUGGCCAACCUUAAGAUCCCCGGGGUCGGAUGUCUGAGCCAGAGUACCAUCUGCAGGUUCGAGUCCCUGACUCUGUCGCACAACAACAUGGUGGCCCUGAAGCCGAUCCUGGAGGCCUGGCUGGAGGAGGCGGAGCGCGCGCAGAGGGAGAAGAUGUCCAAGCCGGAGAUCUUCAACGGGGGAGACAAAAAGAGGAAACGCACGUCUAUCGCGGCCCCGGAGAAGCGCUCCCUGGAGGCUUAUUUCGCCGUGCAGCCGAGGCCGUCGUCGGAGAAGAUUGCCGCGAUCGCCGAGAAAUUGGACCUGAAAAAGAACGUGGUCCGGGUUUGGUUUUGCAAUCAGAGGCAAAAGCAGAAACGAAUGAAGUUUUCUGCGACGCACUAAGACCGGCGGGGGGAAACGGCCCCGUUUCUAAAAAGACAAACCAGAGACACUCUGCUGCUGCUCACUGUCAGAAAAACAAGGUACACCGUUGUGCCUUUUGUUACUGGGGCUUUGACACAGCCAGAGGCCCGUAGGUUAAAAUAUAUGCAUCCAUCUUAACAAGCCAUUUAAUCUCUUAUCGAGUCUUAUAAUAAUAAUCCGUUUCUCAUUUUGACUUUCAAGAUUUCCUGAAAUGAAACAGCAUCCAACAUGUAAAGAUUGGUUUUUAUUGAAGAGAAAUCAUAUUUUCAGACCAAUAACGGACUAAAUGUCUUGUUAAGAGUCAGUACAGUGUUGUCCACCCUGUGAAGGAGCAGCAUUCACAGCCGUUUGCUUUUCUUUUUUGCACCAGUGCCUGAAUUCCAGUUGUGGAAAAACGAUUUCACAGAAAGUAUUCAACACAGGCAGCGACUUUUUUUUUUUUUUUUUUUGAAGCAGAUGCAAAGACAAACCUUGUCUCUGUCUCUGCGGGUGUUUGAGUCGUAUUGUAGAGACACUGUAGGUUUGGAUGCGGGACACCUGAUGACCAGUCUGCUCUCAGUAUCAACAGGAAACUCCUUUUAAUCGUGUGUUUUUUGGGGCAGCGACAACUGGAUUCAACGGUGUACCUUUUUAUUAUUCUGACAGUGGAGACGGAGCACCGGGACCGGGAGAAAGACUGAGACCCUGUCCAGAAAAACUCAAGACUCUGAAAUCUCCCUGCUCCUCCACAGUAUAGGCCGAUACACUCUCUGAGCAUCGCGGCAGAAAAAGAAGGGGAACGACGCUCCGUCCCAUUCACAUGGCAAUUAUUGUACAAACAAAUUAAGAAUAAUAAUGAGGGGAAUCGCGGGAUAAUUGUUAUUAUCCUCCUUAGUUUUUUUAUAUUUAUCAUUGUACAUAUUUGUGAAUAUGUUGCACCUCCGUGUGUGGAAGAGCUCAUUGAAAUGUAUUGAAUUCUCGCUGUCUUUUCUCCCAGGUGUUUGUUUCUGUAGGGGGUUUAAUGGGGGUUUUUUGAAGGGGGGGGUUGUGGCAGAUCGGACCACACGAUUUAAAAAAAAAAACGUCGGUCUGUUGCUCAUAUAUGAGGCACAGUAACUACUGUAAUCCAUUGCAUGGUUUACUCGUUAGGGCGGGGGGAGACAGGGAGGGAGGGGGGUGUUUUCUGUGCGUCUGCGGCUCCAAAAAUAUGAAACUAACCCCCACCCACCCCCACACCACC
This is a messenger RNA of Lates calcarifer (barramundi perch), 3944 nucleotides long. RefSeq names its product POU class 4 homeobox 4 (gene pou4f4). Bases 1658 to 2704 code for a protein of 348 amino acids. The transcript has 2 exons. The record is from RefSeq and is a predicted model, not a curated record. Gene Ontology annotation, biological process: regulation of transcription by RNA polymerase II. Gene Ontology annotation, molecular function: DNA-binding transcription factor activity, RNA polymerase II-specific; RNA polymerase II cis-regulatory region sequence-specific DNA binding. NCBI's taxonomy places the organism in Eukaryota, Metazoa, Chordata, Actinopteri, Centropomidae.